This is a messenger RNA of Schistocerca serialis cubense, 3842 nucleotides long. RefSeq lists its product as uncharacterized. The record is from RefSeq and is a predicted model, not a curated record. Lineage: Eukaryota; Metazoa; Arthropoda; Insecta; Orthoptera; Acrididae. The transcript is spliced from 6 exons. The coding region runs from base 167 to 1990 and encodes 607 amino acids.
UCUGCCUACAGUGCGGUUGCGAAACGCGUCGCCGUUAAAACCAGCGGGCGCGGGGCUGGCCGGUAACUCUGGCCGAAGACGCUGUCCGAGCGCGGGCAGCAUGCAACGGCGCUGCCACCUGUCCGUACUGCAUCACUAACACCUGCCGGAUCCCUCGAGCGGAACCAUGAGUGGGAGUGUCGGAUGGUCUCGCGGUGCGUCUCUGUGGCGAGUGCUGUUCGUCUCCUGUCUGCUGCUCACUGCCGCGAGAGGACAGAAUGAUGCCGAGGACCAAGUGGACAGUGAAAUCGAUAGGCUAGACAAGCAGAAGCACUCUGGACUUACGAUCCUCGGGAAAGUAGUAGAAGCGUUCGUGAAGCUAUCGGCGCCGCGGAUGGGAGGAUUGAGUGGCAACAGUAGUAACGGGAACGGAAGCACGUGGUUGUACGGCGACAACGCACUGUGGCGGCAGCUCUUCACCAGCUGUGGGUCGGACUUGGGACUGCGCUGCGUCAAGAAGAACGUCUUUCUGUAUCUGGACAGGACUGUUAGCACCGUCGGUGACUUGCACAUCACCGACAGCCUCGUCUUCACCAGGAAUGGCGACCUGGUGGAGAACAAAUACUCGAGGGGCAGCAACGAAGUGGAGGACAGCGACGACGAAACGGAGGCGGGGCGGUCGUCAUCCAUCGACACGUUCGCCGGCGUGACGGACGCGCUGUACGACAAGGGCGCGGCCUUCCUGCAGACGCACGACCUGACGCUGCAGCUGCCGGAGACGCUGUUCGGCGGCGCCGUGCUGCGCCUCUCUCCGCGCGCCAUCUCGCAAGAUGGCGGCGCCCUCAUUACCGUCGAACCGCGGCACGACGCUGCGGAGCCCAGGAUAUUCUUCAAGAAGCACAAGUAUUUCAAGAAGAAGCUGAUGAUGAGCUUCUUCGCGCUGCUGAUGGUGAUCAAGAUGAUCAAGGUGAAGCUGAUGUUCCUGCUGCCCGCGCUGCUGGGCGCCGGCGCCGCCAAGAAGCUCUUCCUCAAGGUGCUGCUCUUCCUCUUCCCCGCCUUCGCCGGCCUCUUCAAGUUCUGCGCCUACUACCACGGCCUGCACGCCUCCAAGUACCACCACCAUCACCACCAGAUCGCGCACCACCACCACCACGUGCCGGUGCCGGUGCCGGUGCCAGUGCCGGUGCACCACACGGAGCACCACAUAGAGCACCCGCCCGAGGUGUACCACACGGAGCACCACGCGCCCUGGGAGUCCGGCCCCAGCGGGCACGACUACGUGAGCCGCGGCGACUACGCGGCCGCGGCGGCCGCCAUCCGCCACAACGAGCAGGAGCUGGCCAGCUGGGGGCUGGACGCGCACAGCCUCGCCUACGGCGGCCAGCUCGACGAGCAGCGCAUCUCCCGCAGCCCCGCAUCCAGUAACUCUGCGGGAGCACCGACGGCGGCGUCGGUGGGUGUGCGGCCGUCUCCCGUGUACAGCCCCGCCGUCGCUACGCACACCAAGGCGUCUUCAGCGGAGGCGCAGAGCGACCGGCGCACCGACCUCACCAAGCUGUACCAGCUACGCCUGCAGCAGCGGCAGCAGCUCCAGCAGCAGCAACAGCUCCAGCAGCAGCAGCUGCUGCAACAGCAGCAGAGCAGGAUACGCCUCCAGGUGCUGACGCCGAAACCGUCGCCGGCGGCCACGACGGUGCAGGUGGCGUACGACCCGUUCUACAGCCCCAUCCUGCAGCGCAUGGACAACGUGUUCGCGCAGCUCGGCUUCAACGAGGAGGCGUGCCGCGAGCGGCUAGUCUGCAGCAUGUACAAGCGGCCGGCGCGCUACAGCCCACACAGCAACCUCGUCUCCAACGAGCUCAGCAGGGACCCCGAGGAGCUGCAGCGGCCCGCGGUCGCCAACUCGGCGGUGGCGCGCUUCCACCGCUACGUGCAGGCGGCCCGCGACGGCCAGGACCAGAAGGACUGCCUGGCGCUGUACCCGGCCUGCACCGUCAACACCGAGCUCUGACCCAGUGACCGCGACCAACCCCUCCAGGAACUGGAAUGCCUCAGCCGCCUGGACGCCGGCCAACCUGCCCAGACAGAACCCGCAAAACACACUCGCAGUGGAGUCUGCCGCAGCGGCUUCUGUCUUUGGGACGGGAAAAACCAGUCUGCCCUUCUAGCAUUCCAGUCGUUUCCUCAGAACCAUUACUGAAUCACUCCCUGCACUAGACUGUUUGUUCCAUUUAACCGUAAUGUCGAGGCAUGGAACAUUUCUCUCACGCAUUCUGUACAAAUCCCAUACCUGCUGUGUAUGGUCUCAUUAGUCCCUCGGCCAGAACUAAUGUAAGCAGGUACACCGCUUCACUGCAGCAUCCUGAUGGCGAAAAUCUAAAGCAUCAGACAUACGAUAUCACAGACUGAUUAUCGUGUUUGAAUCAAUUACGGGUCGUACUUUGAUUAGUACGAACAUUAAUCAGGUGCUAUUAAGUGAUAAAGGACCUAAGUGAUCUUUCUGCACUCCUCUAGAACUGCUCAAAACAUCGUCACUGAUAGCAAUGGAUUUUUGACAAACUGUAUCUGAGUAUUUGAGAAUUCGGAAACAUUAAACGCCCUGCAUCGUUGGCAGUGUAGUAAGACAAAAUGAUAUCUUCUUGUUCCAAGAGAAAGCCAUGGCCAGCAACUCUACCAAAUAACAAUCGACAACUAAGAGAUAUAGGAGCGGAUGUAUUAAUAAAUUAGAAUGCGUUGAUGUGAGCUCAGCUUGUUCCGCUGUCUAAGUAAUCUUUACAGCUCUUACUUCAACUGCCGGUGUCAGGGUGCUGCAAUACUGAUUAUCCGUUUAUUGUAAUCACCGAAAGCCGCUUUUUUUUUUUUUAAAAAAAAAAGGUCAUUAAUUAGAUCCUUUCAAAAGUACCGUUGUUAAGGAAGGCGUGAUCAAUGUAAUCCAUUUCUAAGAACAAGUGUAUCUUGUGAGUGAAGCGUGUACCUGGCAAGGGAUUAAUUUCUGUGUAACGUACGCUACGUUCAUAGAAUGUGGGGAGAAACAUCGAAAUGUAUAAUCUUUCUUUGAAAGUAAAGCGAAUUACAUUUACUGUUUAAUUGAUUAGGUGGAUGUAGCUGCGACCAAAAGUCAAAAACGAGUCAAUAAGAGCAAAGGAAGUUGCUUCGAGGCUUAGAGAUGGGUUGUGCAUCAGUACUGAUUUGGAACACUCACGGAACUUGUGGUCGUUUUAAUAGAUAUGUUAUCAAAACACGAGCCACUGACUCAACGUGCUUUUAGUGCAGUGGAGGUACUCGUUAUCGUCAAUCACUACGCAGGAAAUUACCAAGACAUCAUCUUAAACACCUUAGAUUACGAACCUUGUUCAAAAUGUAGAUUUGAGUGAUAUUGCCCGACGGGAUUCUAAGAGGCGUAAAAGCUAAAAUAUAUUGCUUGGUGGCAAUUGUGCAAGAAAAAGUAUCUUCCACUGGUAUUAAAAUGAAAAAAUUUUCAAAUACCACCGAUUUCAGAUAUUUAUAAUACAUCAAAUGACUUCGUUCCUUAAUAUCUGAUGUUGACUUCACGGUUGAUUCAAAUACAAUUUCUUUCAGCCGACGAGGACUUUAAAAAUUUACUGUUCAAUUUUUUUUUAAGUGUAUGAUACUUACUAAGCACACAGUGAAUUUUUUCCAAAUAUUUUGUUUCCUUGAGUUCGACGAACAAAUUAGACGUAUAAAUAACACAGCCAUUGAUAAUUUGUUAGUUAUACAAAAUUUCUUGUCGUAAUUAUUACACAUGUUAAUUCGUACAUUUACAUGAAGUGUCCACCAAUAGCGUUAAGCACUAUGUUUGUGUGAUCGCUUAUCGUAUGUUCGUUAGUACAGAAUGUAACUUA